Vigna umbellata (rice bean) is the source of this 856-nucleotide messenger RNA. Its product is annotated as histidine-containing phosphotransfer protein 1-like. Gene Ontology annotation, molecular function: histidine phosphotransfer kinase activity; protein histidine kinase binding. The record is from RefSeq and is a predicted model, not a curated record. Gene Ontology annotation, cellular component: cytoplasm; nucleus. NCBI's taxonomy places the organism in Eukaryota, Viridiplantae, Streptophyta, Magnoliopsida, Fabales, Fabaceae. Gene Ontology annotation, biological process: phosphorelay signal transduction system; cytokinin-activated signaling pathway; phosphorylation.
AACUGUCACGGAAUAAAAAAGGGUGUCCCUGAAAGAAAGAGAGAAGCAUUCGGAAGGAAGAAGGCGUAGUAGUGAGCAGCGAGUGGUCAAAUUGCGAAUCAGGGUUCGCCAAUUUUCAUUCUGAGAGACACGGAAUUUUCUUUCAAUUUUGAACUUCAAGUCAAGAUCUGACACCAUAGAAAAUGACCAUGGAUGUUAAUCAGUUGCGGGCCAAGCUGUGCGAACACCAAUCUGCCAUGUUUCAUCAGGGGUUCUUGGAUGAUCAAUUCAGCCAGCUUCAGAAUCUGCAGGAUGAGAGUACUCCAGAUUUUGUGCUGGAGGUUGUCACCAUGUUCUUUGAUGAUUCUGAGAAUCUCAUAAAAAACAUGGCACGUUGUUUAGAACAAGUGCCUGCUGAUUUCAAACAAAUAGAUGCUUAUGCCCAUCAGUACAAGGGAAGCAGUGCCAGUGUUGGUGCUGCAAGAGUUAAAAGUGUUUGCGCUAACUUCAGGCCUUUUUGUGAGACUAAGAACCUGGACGGGUGUAUGGAAUGUUUGCAACAAUUGCAACAUGAAUAUUCUCUGUUGAAAAACCAUCUUCAAUACUUAUUCAAGCUCCAGAAAGAUAUUAAAGCUGGUGGUGGUUCUUUCUCAUAAUAUUCAUAUAAUUGUCACAACAGAAGAAAAUAUAUUGAAGUGAAGUUUUUCUAUGAAGUUGGUUUCUUUUUUUUUUUUUUUUUCAUUUUCUGGGCUAUUCGUUAGCAAUUACAUCAAAAGUUUGAACCAUGAGAUACUGGUGAUAUGAAUAACAUUUCUUGUUUGUCUCAUAAUACACUAUACUAUUCAUCCCCAAUAAUAUGUGAGACCAAUUUUAAGUU